AUGGUAGUAGUUUCAGGAUACCGACACUGGCGUGGUGUCCCGGACCGGGUGAAGCGCCCCAUGAACGCCUUCAUGGUGUGGUCGCGGGGCCAGCGGCGGAAGAUGGCCCAGGAGAACCCCAAAAUGCACAACUCGGAGAUCAGCAAGCGCCUCGGGGCGGACUGGAAGCUGCUGAGCGACGCCGAGAAGCGGCCCUUCAUCGACGAGGCCAAGCGGCUGCGGGCCGUGCACAUGAAGGAGUAUCCGGAUUACAAAUACCGGCCCCGUAGGAAGACCAAGACCUUGCUGAAGAAGGACAAAUACUCGCUGCCCGGUAACCUGCUGGCCCCCGGGGGGGCCAACGCGGUGAGCAGCCCCGUCGGGGUGGGUCAGAGGAUUGACACUUAUGCUCACAUGAACGGCUGGACCAACGGGGCUUACUCCCUGAUGCAAGACCAGCUGGGCUACAGCCAGCACCCGGGCAUGAACAGCCCCCAGCUGCAGCAGAUGCACCGCUACGACAUGAGCGGCCUGCAGUACAGCCCCAUGAUGUCCACGGCCCAGACCUACAUGAACGCCGCUUCAACCUACAGCAUGUCCCCGGCCGCCUACGGCCAGCAGCCCUCCACGGCCAUGAGCCUGGGCUCCAUGGGCUCCGUGGUGAAAUCCGAGCCCAGCUCGCCGCCUCCGGCCAUCACUUCCCACUCGCAGAGGGCCUGUCUGGGAGACCUGCGGGAUAUGAUCAGCAUGUAUCUCCCCCCGGGGGGCGAUGCCACAGACCCUUCCGCCCUGCAGGGCAGCAGGUUACACAGUGUCCACCAGCACUACCAGAGUGCCGGGACUGGCGUCAAUGGUACCGUACCAUUAACUCACAUAUAAGACUGGGCUGCUCCGGACGGCUCCCCAUCUUAAUCCUUAACCCCACCACCGCUCCUUGACUAUAUCGGGACGUACGGCAGUGUUGCUCGGCUUAGCAGACUUAAUACUAACUUUGAAGAAAUUUUAAAAGGAAAUCCGUUAGAUGUGUCCUUUUUGUACGAAAAGAGAAAAAAGUUAUUUGAGCAAGCUGUUAUUUUAAUAGAGCACAACUCCUGCCUCCUAGAAGCCCCUGUGAAGUUUUUAAAACCACGGCAACUUCUUUCCUGGUUUCCGCUAGGUUGGGCGCUGUUUUAUUCGCUUAAAAGUUUUUUAAAAAGGUCUUACAUCUUCCAGUUUGAUUUUUAGCGUUGCAAUGAAAAACGGGGGGUUUUUGUUUUUAAAUUCAGUUGUUCAGUUGUUUACAUUUUCGUUGUGGUUUCUUAAAAAUGUUGUUUUCUUCCCACCCUCCUGAGUCUCGCUUGGUUUCUAUCAAAAACCUGUAGUUUUCACGACUUUUUAACUUUAGGGGUUUGUUCCUUAAAAGGGGGGAGGGGGGAAGAGAGCUGUGCGGGUCGCAAACGCAUUUCUUUUAUUUAUAGUAAGUUGUGUGACUGGGUUUUUCUUAAGCUGUAAACUUAUGUAAAUCGGUUUGUGAAUUUUACUGUGAAACAUGUUUUGACAUA
Messenger RNA from Struthio camelus australis, 1520 nucleotides. RefSeq names its product transcription factor SOX-3. NCBI's taxonomy places the organism in Eukaryota, Metazoa, Chordata, Aves, Struthioniformes, Struthionidae. The record is from RefSeq and is a predicted model, not a curated record. Gene Ontology annotation, biological process: positive regulation of transcription by RNA polymerase II; cell differentiation; anatomical structure morphogenesis. Gene Ontology annotation, molecular function: RNA polymerase II cis-regulatory region sequence-specific DNA binding; DNA-binding transcription factor activity, RNA polymerase II-specific.